AUGUCUGGCAACUGCGGGUUCGUCCUCCUCAUUCCCGUUUCCCAGGCCCUUGCUGACAGUCUCUUCCUCUCCAGUGCUCUCCCUGGCUUCCCCAGCCCUUCUCCCAACACCUACACCACCACCUACACCACCACCAACAACACCACCUCCAGUGACGGGAACGCCCCCGAAGCACAGCUGUAUGACAGUAGCGGUAUCUUCCCCGUCUCAUACGAUCUGUCUACUGUCCCCUGCGCCGUCAUUGGGCGUGACCUCAACGCUCUCGGUAUCCAGCUCUCUGGCCACAGCGGUGCCUUUCCCGCCUCCUAUACUCCGUCUACUAUCAACUACACCUCCAGCACCCAGCUUUCUCCCGUGACGCCCUCUCCCGCCAGCAGUGGCGACAAGGCCAAGCCCAAGGCGAGAUCUUCCGUUCAUGCCACCAACACCAGGAGCAUCAAGGCGAGUGGCAAGGAGAAGAAGAAGCAUGCCGAGGGCUACAAGCGUAAGAGCAUGUCUUGUGAGCACUGCAAACAGCGACGAAAGGAGUGCGAUGGAACCGACUUCAACGCCUGCACCCGCUGUACCUGCGAUGGCAUCGAGUGCAAAUACGUCCUUGCCAAGGGCAAGCGAGGCUCCCAGAAGGCUUUGAAGAAGCUCGCCGCUAUGGGUCGUGCUCCCUCUGCCGACGGCGUCUACAUCGCUACUCCCUCAACUUCAUCUCUUGCCUCGUCUUCCGGGACGUCCUCUAUGAGCCCGAUCACCCCAAUCACCCCGAUCACCCCGGCCAGGUCUGCCGUCGAGCUCAGCUCCGGUCCCUCUCCUGCCAGCGUCUCUGCCGGCCUCACUUCUGGCUUCGCCACUCCCCACAUCUUCAUGCCCUUCGUCCCGCCCGCCCAGCUUCCUGUUGCUGUUGGCGCCAACGGCAUGCUGAAGGACCACCCCGUUGUCGAGAUGCAACAGGCGCUGUUCGACAACGAGUUCGAUUCAUGCUGCUCGGUCCUUGCUGCUGCUCCUGCCAGCAAGGCAGCAGCUCGUUACCACCCUCCUACUCCGCGUACCACCCCGGUCAAGCCUACCUACGUCCGUCCUACCGACGUCUCCCCCGUCCAGGCUCCCACCUUUUCACUUCUGAACGCCUCGGUGCUGUCUACCCUGCCUGCCAUGGACGUCACUCAACCUCAGCCCCAGCUGCCUGCUUUUGACCCCCAAACUCUCUCUGAGAGCGAGAGGCUUGAAUGGGAAAAGCUCGCCAUGGACUCGGUGUUUGGUAACGGGUCUUUCUCCGCACCUCCCGAGGCACCCUGCGAGGCAGCUCCUGUUGCUCUCCUUCCCACUCCAGACACUACCCCUGUCAAGCCUACCGCCGAGAUGUCUGCCAUCAGCCCCCCCGCCGACCCCACUACUAUCAACAUCUCCUACGCCGACUUCUCGGAGCCCCAACCCACCCUUUGGGUCAGCGCACCUCAGACCCAGGCUGGGGACGAGGCUGUCCCAGAGGAUGAGGAGGAUGUUGACUGGGGGAUGUAUGUCAAUAUGGAGGAGAUGGAGGAGGUGGACGAUGGCGGUUCUUUGGGAGCUGUUAUCGAGUCUUCGUUCAGCACUAGGUCCUUUGAGUUCAACACCAGGCCCUUCGAGGCUACCGACAGAGAUAUGCGCGGACUGUGGGGCUAA
Molecule: messenger RNA, 1653 nt
Organism: Cryptococcus wingfieldii CBS 7118
Lineage: Eukaryota; Fungi; Basidiomycota; Tremellomycetes; Tremellales; Cryptococcaceae
Exons: 4
Coding region: 1-1653 (550 amino acids)
Biological process (GO): regulation of DNA-templated transcription
Molecular function (GO): DNA-binding transcription factor activity, RNA polymerase II-specific; zinc ion binding
Source: RefSeq, a predicted model, not a curated record